GAAUUCAGCCUACAGUACGACUGUUUGAAUCCAGGUAUCCAUGUGCACUGGAUAUGGCAUUGGAAAAUCAUGUCAAAAAUGUGUCAUCCGAUAAUGAAAAAAACCUGCUUCAUCAGUUCAUCUCUCUCACUCUGAGCUGUGGGAAAUAUCAGAUUCUGCCGGAGUCCGAGACCUCUCUGAUGCUCAGCCUCAAUCACCCUCUUCCCUCUGUGAGAAACAUGGCCGUAGACUACCUGAAAGAGAUCCUCAACUCAGAACAUAAUAGCUUUGAUGAGGCGUUUCUCAAAGAUGCUUUGCUGGAAAGAAUAAAAGACGAUUCUCCAGAAGUUGUGCUGUCUGCGCUUAAAGCCUUGCAGCAUCACAUGGGCCUAAUGGAUGUAGAGGACACCGUUUCCAGUUUGAUUUCACUUCUUCAUCGCAUCAAACCAUCAGCCGAUUGGUGUCCAGUGCUAAAAGAGGCUGUGCGCGUUCUUGAUGACCCACGCAUUAUUGAGGGUAACCCAGAUCUUAAGGCUUACAUUAGUUGGGAGCUUUUACCCUUCCUGGUGAUGACGAGAGCUGCACCUGAAUGUGUGGAGCUGCAGAUGACGUCUGCCAUUACUGAAACCACUCUGAUCUCCCAGCAUCCUCUGACCCAGGGCUGGGCCAAAGUGCUGAAGGCUGUUCUGGCUAAAACCUCUGAGUCGGAUCUGCUUGGUGUGGCGAACGAAAUGCUCACAACAACUCUGAUCAAGAACUUGGCUAACAUGGAUCACGCAACCAAACGCAACACUCUGGAGAACGUGUGUGAUAUCCUGAGCCGUCAGGGCAGUAGUGUGCGGGACAGAGCAGCGUUUGUGGUGUUUAGUUCUGCUCUGCUUCAGAGUCUGCAGUCCAUGACGGAGAGCCAGCACCUCCACACCGCACAGAGUGUGUAUAAACUACUGGAGCCUUUACUGCUGCAGGCAUACACCAUCCAGCCUGAACAGGUGUCUGAUCAGCCCGCAGAUGAGUGUCUGCCAGUCUGUGUAGCUUUGGGUGAGUUUCUGCAGAAAAUCAGCUGUGGUUUGAGUGCAGAGCAAGAACAAGGCCUUCUUCUGCUUUCUCUUCUGCGGCUUUUCAUCACGACCCUCAAAUGUCCAGAUUCUACAUUUAAAGGUGAGCCAUGGUGGAACCCAGAGAAAAUGGAGACUACUACAUGCUGUUACCUGCGUCUCCUCUGUCGUCUGUUUGAUGUGGUGAUAUCAGGGGCCAGUCAGGGGCCCUUGGCUCCCUGCUUCAGGAGCCUAAUGCAGCCUCUAUUACAGGUGCACCUGAAUGAGCCGAUGGUCCUGUUUAAGUUUCUGUCUCUGUUAUGGGGCUACAACAGCAAUUUAGGCGAUCAGUUGGAUUGUCGAGUCAGUGCCAUUCUUCAGACUCAGGCUCUUUAUGUGGGAAAGGCUUUUCUGUCCAGCCAGCCUGUAAAAACCCUCAACCUGCUGGCGUCAGAUUCCUCACCAGUGGUGCCGUCUCUGCUGGUGUGUGUAUGUUCAGGCGUGUGUGAAGUUCGUAGAGCUGCCAUCGCUGUGCUCCAGUGUCUCUCUGGGCUUGUUUCUUCACCGUAUCAUCCGCUUGUGGAGAAACUCCUCAAAUCAUCAGAGGAGAUCAUCGCUGACUCCUCAUAUCUUACCCAAGCAUUGUCCAAGUUCUACGAGGAGGCCGUUUCACGGAAAGAUAAGAAUAAAAAGUUGGCAUCAGUUGAGCAGCUCCUUCAGUGUUUACAGUCUCCCUUCUGUCCUUCCUACACCUCCAAAACACUUCUGCGGGCUCUUCAGGAUGUUCACGGAGAGCCUGUUUUGUCUGUUCUUCUUCCUGCUGUGGAGCGCCUUCUUGAACAGUGUGCUCCAGACUCUUGCACCUUCCUGCCAGACGAGGCUCUUCUUCUGCAGCUCUUGUUGAGCAAGUUCAGUGAGAUGUCGGCACCUUUACUGGUCAAAGAUCCUCGAUGCCUUGAGGUCUUCAUUAGAGCACUCCACACCUCAGCCAGGCCAUACCCUACUAUCCCCAGCUUCCAGAUUACUGCCCUGGAGCAGAUUACCAAGCCGUUCUUCACUGCUAUUGGAGAUGAAAAGAUUCAACAGAAGAUUCUUUCGAUUUUGUUUGACCUGCUUGUUGGGAAUAAAAGCCCUGCCUGCGCCCAAAGUAUCAACAGUGUCUUUAAAACGAUUGCAGUGGAUUGCGAGCUUGUGGCCAAUGAGCUGAUUCCUGCCGAUAAACAAAGAGUUACUGCAACAGUUCAACAAACGCGCAGAAGUAAAAUGAGAAAAACACAAGACACAUCUGGGGCAGUGCCAGAGGAGAGUGUUGUUUCUUGGCCAAGGGUGACGCUAAUUUUAGAGCUGCUUCAACACAAGAAGAAACUUAAGAGGGCUCAGUAUCUAGUGCCCGCUCUGUUUAAUUUGCUCUCAAGGUGUCUGGAACCUGCUGCUGCUGAACAGGAGAAUAUAGAGUACACAAAACAGCUCAUCCUCAUCUGCCUGUUGAAUGUCUGUCAGAAACUGUCUCCAGAGGGAGGGCCAAUCAGCAAAGAUGUGCUGGAGGAGGAUAAGUUUAAUAUGGAGCUGGUCGUUCAGUGUGUCAGGGUGUCAGAAAUGCCCCAAACUCACCAUCAUGCUCUGCUUCUGCUCGGGGCUCUGGCCGGCAUCUUCCCUGAGAAGGUUCUUCACAACAUCAUGCCCAUCUUCACUUUCAUGGGAGCCAACAUCAUGCGCUUGGAUGAUACUUACAGCUUCCAAGUCAUCAACAAGACUGUUCAGGCAGUCAUCCCUGCUCUGAUUAAGGCCCACGAGGGAGGAAGUUCUCAGUCUGAGGGUCAUAUGGAGACUGUGGUAGCCCAGAUCAUACAUGUGUUUGUUGAUGCUCUUCCUCAUGUGCCCGAGCACAGACGGUUACCCAUCCUCAGCCAGCUGAUGAGCACACUGGGCCCGUCCCGCUUCCUCUGGGUGCUGAUGCUGCUUCUGUUCAAGCAGCAUGUCACACAAACAUCUGCUGGUGCGACGGGGGCUGAAAAGGAGGCUGUUGUGGAGAGAGAUCAAGACUUCUGGAUUUUGGUGUGUUGUGAGUUUGAGGUGAAGGAGCAGCUGACUUCCCUUAUCAAAAUCCUGCAGUAUCUCAUGACUCUGCCACAAGAUAGAGAAGAAGCACCAGAGAAAAAGAAACCCCGUGGAAGAAGUGCCGUGAAGAAAGAUGAAACAGUCUCUGAUCUGAUAUUCAGUGUGGAGACUCACAGUGGCAAAGACCUCCGCCAUUUUAAAUUCAUCUCCAUCUCCUUCAUGGCUCAGCUGCUGGCCUCUGACGGAUUCGUUGGGAAGGUGGCUGACUGUGAAGACAUUACAGAAAGUACCUUACAGGCUCUUCAGCAAGAUUUGUUGGUGGAGGUUCUGCGCUACAUUCAGGCAGUUGCUCGAUGUGUCGAGGAUAAUGCAGAUAAGCCAACAGCUAAGUUCUGGAGAGCCCUCCUAAGCAAGUCCUAUGACACCCUGGACAAGGUCAAUGCCCUUCUACCAAUGGAUACGUUCAUUACGGUAAUGAGAGGCUUGAUGGGUAAUCAGUUGGCAUCAGUAAGAAGGAAGGCCAUGGAGUUACUCAAUAACAAACUACAACAGAGGACGAAGUGGCUGAAGGAACAGAUCACUGCUCUUCUUGAGCUCAUUGGCACUCUUCUGAGCAUCGUGGGUCGCAGUCAUCGUCAGGUCACGGCCCAGGAAGAAGAAGAGCUGGCCAUCAAUCGACAGACGGCCCUUUAUAGCCUCAAGCUUCUGUGCCGAAAUUUCGGCUCUGAUCACAAGGAGGAGUUUGUACCAGUGCUGAAUAAAGCGGUGGAGCUGGUUGCUGAUAAAGACGAGGAGAAGAAUGUCAUGGGAAGUGCUCUGCUGUGUGUAGCGGAAGUUACCAGCACUCUGAAAGCGCUUGCUAUACCACAGUUACACAGGCUGAUGCCCGCUGUGCUGGACACUCUUAAGGAAAGGAAGGACCUGCUAAAUAAUGAAAUCUACCUACUGAGCGCCGUCACAGCUCUACAGCGGGCAUCUGAGACUCUGCCACACUUCAUCAGCCCAUACCUGCUGGACACCAUCUUACAGGUCACCCGUUUAACUCUGCUGGCCAGGCGACUGACAUCUUGCCCUCAGUUAUCUGUACGCCUGGCCUCUCUCAGCUCCACUCUCGCCACAAAACUUCCUCCCAGGGUCCUCAUUCCUACCAUCACUAAAUGCUACUGCAGCAUGGUGGAUGCUCAGCAGAAUCGUCUCAGUCCUCUGAUGAACAUCCUGAAGGAACAUAUCAGCCACAUGGACAAAGACCAACUCAAUAACCACCAAUCAGAGCUCACUUCCUUCUUCCUGUCUGCGCUUGAUUUCCGUGCUCAGCAUUGCCAGGGCGAUCUGAAGAAGACUGCUGAGAUCGAAGGCUGCGUGAUCGACUGUCUGCUAGUGAUGAUUAUGAAACUUUCAGAAGUCACUUUCAGGCCUCUUUUCUUCAAGUUGUUUGACUGGUCAAAGAUUGACGGUGCUUCUAAAGAUCGCCUGUUGACCUUCUACAGACUUGCAGAUCGUAUCGCAGACAAACUCAAAGGACUGUUUGUGUUGUUUGCUGGCCAGCUGGUCAAACCCUUUUCCGAUCUGCUGCAUCAGCUCAACACUUCCCACACAGACAAAGCCUUCUUUGACUCCGAGGAUGAGAGUGAUGAUGAUUCAGAUGAGGAGGCUGAUGAUAAUGUGACAAAGAGCAGCCUUUUGCUACAGUAUGUGUUGGACUGCCUUCACAAGAUCUUCCUCUAUGAUACUCAGCACUUCCUCAGUAAGGAAAGAGCUGAUGCCCUUUUGUGUCCUCUGGUGGAUCAGUUGGAGAACAUACUAGGAGGAGAGGAGACCUACAAGAGCCGCAUUACCACACACUUGGUGCCUUGCAUUGCUCAGUUUGCUGUUGCCAUGAGAGACGACUCGCAGUGGAAAGUUCUCAAUUAUCAGAUUCUGCUCAAGACACGACACAGUUCACCAAAGGUUCGUUUCUCUGCGCUUGUCAUGUUGCUGGAGUUGGCAGGCAAGCUGAGGGAGAACUACAUGGUUCUUCUGCCAGAGACCAUCCCAUUCCUGGCCGAGCUCAUGGAGGAUGAAUGCGAAGAAGUUGAGCACCAGGUUCAGAAGGUCAUUCAAGAAAUGGAGACUAUCCUCGGUGAACCGCUGCAGAGCUACUUUUAAUGGCACCUGAGGCAACUACAGUGUAUUUGUUAUCCUUACAUAACUGAUGAGCUGUCAUGCUGAAACAUACGUCAGUCUGUCCACCAUCUUCUCCUGCACAUCCGAACAUUUGAUUGAUUGGCAGCUUGACCAGUCAUGCCUACCUAUGUGUCUAUGCAUAUGUAUAUGAAGAAAAUGACUGGAUGCCCCGCCCUUUAUAUGAAAGCGACGCAUGGGAUGAGUAUAUGUGUCUGAUGUUUUUAAAAAAUGUUUUAUGGCAUUGAAUGAUGUUUUGUAAUGCACACUGAUGUAUUUCUGUGGAAACUGCAUAUCAUAAAAAGAUUAAUCUGGGGGAAA
Danio rerio (zebrafish) is the source of this 5552-nucleotide messenger RNA. It is a transcript of the gene heatr1, whose product is annotated as HEAT repeat containing 1. Gene Ontology annotation, biological process: rRNA processing. Lineage: Eukaryota; Metazoa; Chordata; Actinopteri; Cypriniformes; Danionidae. Gene Ontology annotation, cellular component: nucleolus. The record is from RefSeq and is marked provisional.